AUGCAGAAUGAUCCAUGGUCUAGACGACUGUCAGCGGAAGAGAAAGAAAAUGUAGAACCACUUCUUCACCAAUCACACUCAUCAGAUGAAAUAAUUAUGCAUGUUAAGGAAACAUUCCACAAGGACAUAACUCUUAAUGACUUUAGAAAUCUGAAAGCUUCAGUUAAUAAAGGUAUAUCGAGCCGUUAUGACAUUUUUGAAUUCCUUAAGUCCCGUGGGAAGUUAUUGGAGUAUUAUUCAGAUGAACCGAUAAGGAAUUCACUAAUGAGAGUCUGUUUUUCUACUUAUGAGCAAAUAGAUUUGUAUAAACGGUUUCCGGAGGUUGUUGGCAUCGAUUCUACAUAUAACACAAAUAAAGGGAAGUAA
Messenger RNA from Trichobilharzia szidati, 366 nucleotides. The record is from the annotation of a GenBank genome assembly. Lineage: Eukaryota; Metazoa; Platyhelminthes; Trematoda; Strigeidida; Schistosomatidae.